AGGAAGGAAGGAAGGAAGGAAGGAAGGAAGGAAGGAAGAGACAGCAGAGUAUUUAAAUGAACUAUUCAAGGAAAACUCUUUGCUAAACCUUUGGCAAAAAUUGGGUGAACAAAACAAAAUCAAUCAAGAAAAAGUUUCCUUGGAGUAGCAUCUUUCUGAGUUUUUGAACUCUGCCACAGAUCUUUAGAAUAGCAGUAGUUUGGCAUCAUUCUCCCAAAUUUCCCCAUUUUUAAUGGAAAGUUACGUUAGCAGCAGAAAUUGUCCAAGAAGAACUGAAGCAGACUGAAGCAGUUAGAAUGAUCAAGAGCGCAUAUUGAAAAUCCCAUUGCCAAGGCUGAUUUGUUUCACAAGCCAGAAAACAAUUUUACAGUGGAUGACGAAGCAGAUACAAUGUCCUGUCAUAGGAGAGUUCAGCAGUUCUGGAAAAAAAUGGGCAGAUGGUCCUCUGACAAGAAUUUGGACUUAAACAAUUGUGCAUUGAAUGCUGUGGACAUAAUGGAGCUGACUACUGUGAUAUCACUGCUGCCAGACUUGGAGGAGAUUGAUCUUUCCUGGAAUGAUUCCAUAGGAGGAGCCCUAGAACCUCUGGCCCUUCAGUUUAAACAUCUGCAAGAGCUGAAAGUCCUCCAGCUGAACAGCUGCAGACUCACAACCAAGGAUGUUGCAUGUUUAGGAGAAGCCCUUGAAGGAAUUCCUCACCUUGAAAUACUGGAUUUAUCAUGGAAUACUGGCAUUGGUGGAACCCUUUCUCUUCUAACCUCCAAAAUCCUCAAAGGCUCUAAGCUCCAAACAUUAAAAGUAACAGAUUGUGGUCUUACUCCUGAAGAUGGAAAAUCAGUAGCUCAGCUUCUAAGUAGGAUCUACUGCCUCAAAAUUCUGGACUUGUCAAUCAACAGAAAGUUGGGAUAUAGCCUCAAAAAUAUUGCUCAGGAAUUACAGUUUGUCUCAGGCUUGCAAGUAUUAAAUCUGAACACAUGUGGAUUAGAACAAGAUGGCUUCCAGUCCUUAGAUACUGCUUUCCAAUAUCUAUCGGAAUUGAGAACGUUAGAUGUAUCAUGCAAUAAACUGAUUGGAGGAGUUUUCCAGUGUUUGGCUGGUCAUUUGGCCAGUUUAAGUAACCUUGAAAUCCUGAAUCUUCACCAGUGCUGUAUUACAGAAGAGGACAUGGUGGUUUUAUCCCAGAUAAUACCUCUUUUGUCAAAUCUUCAGGAGCUUAAUUUAUCCUCAAAUACAAGUGUAGGGAUAUCUACCUAUCACCUUCUUAGCAGACUCCGAUUUUUACCAAAACUGACAUCUGUGCUCCUCAACAAUUGUGCCUUGCAACAUGAUUCAUUCGUGUUUCUAGCUGAGGCUGCCUCUCAUCUUCCUGAACUGAAGAUACUAGACCUUUCUUCAAAUAAAUGUGUUGGUGGGAACUUAAAGCUGAUUCUGAAAGCAUUACACCUUGAUUCCAAGAUCCAAGAGUUAAGACUGAGCAGCUGCAGCUUGGUGGAUGAAGAUCUGGUUGAUUUGGCUUUGAUCAUCCAGGCUGGGCACCUGGCUCAGCUAAAGCACCUGGACUUCAGCUACAAUAACAGUAUCUCAGACCAAGGAUGGGAGACCUUCUGUGGAAGCACACCUGCUCUUGGGCAACUUUCUGAAUUAGAUAUUAGCCGUCGGCCUUCGUCACGCUGCAGCUGUGGGGAAUGGCUUGGGAAGCUGUUGAGUGCCCUGUCACAGCUGCUUCUGUUCACAGACCUGGAACUAAAUGGUUGGCUUUUUUCUGUAGCUCAGCAAAAGCUACUUGAAGAUUUCAGAGGGAAUAAGAAACGAAAUGUCCGUUUCAACCUUUGAUAUGGAACCUAAAAUUUUGGACUAGCAUACUAAUGGUUAGCUGGUGGCUUGAUACCUGGUUUCUCCAAAUUUGCCUAACAUGCUACAGCAAAAGGUUGGCGAGGGGAAGGGGAGAACUACAUCUAAUAUCUAGUCCCCCCUUAUUGAUCGGUGGAUAUCCAAUUCAACCUCUCUUUUGGCCUUUCAUCCCGACAGCAUAAAAUGUUCUGUGAGCAGUAAAAAAUAUUUACUUUAGAGAUAAGAUAAAAAGGGAUUUAAAAAAAAAAAUACUCAAUUGUUUGUGUUUAUUCCUCUUGUUCUUUUCCUUUCAGGCUUUCCAAAGGCCCUGUGCAGUCUCAAGAAAUGGAAUAACUAUUA
This is a messenger RNA of Python bivittatus (Burmese python), 2190 nucleotides long. RefSeq names its product leucine rich repeat containing 31 (gene LRRC31). The record is from RefSeq and is a predicted model, not a curated record. Gene Ontology annotation, molecular function: protein binding. NCBI's taxonomy places the organism in Eukaryota, Metazoa, Chordata, Lepidosauria, Squamata, Pythonidae.